Zeugodacus cucurbitae (melon fly) is the source of this 1614-nucleotide messenger RNA. RefSeq names its product probable cytochrome P450 309a1. NCBI's taxonomy places the organism in Eukaryota, Metazoa, Arthropoda, Insecta, Diptera, Tephritidae. The transcript is spliced from 8 exons. Gene Ontology annotation, molecular function: monooxygenase activity; iron ion binding; heme binding. The record is from RefSeq and is a predicted model, not a curated record. Bases 32 to 1540 code for a protein of 502 amino acids.
AUAAAUAAAAAUCACAGCGCACAGUUUCGAAAUGGUGCCGCUCCUAGUUACAUUCGCUUUGCUCGCCGCUGUCGGUUUUCUGAUACAUAAAUAUCUGACAUGGCACUAUGAUUACUUCAAAAAAAUGGGCUUAGCUGGCCCAGAGCCGAAAAUAUGGCUUGGAAAUUUUAGCGGUAAACAGCAUAUAGCAUACGAUUUCGAUGAUAUCUAUAACAAGUACAAGCAGAAACAUCAGGUUGUUGGUAUCUUUGUUUCCAGAGAUCCUCAGUAUUUAAUAUUAGAUCCGAAGUUGGCGCACGAAAUUUUAGUAACGAAUUUCAAAAGCUUUAGAGACAAUUUCGGAAGCAAUUUCCUCUACGACAAGAAAGAGGACACGGUCGCCGCAUUCAACCCCUUUUUCAAUGUUGGUGAGGAAUGGAAGACGAAACGAUCAGAUGUAAUGAGUGGACUAACACAGCACAAGCUUACGUCAGCCUAUCCGAUUUGGAAGAAUUGUACGCAAAAGCUCGGAAAGCUUUUAAAAGCACAGACUGCAAAAGGCAGCUCAAUCAUCGAAACGAAAAACCUUCUCUUACGUUAUACAUCCAACAUUUUGGGCGAGUUCCUCUGGGGCCUUGAAACGAAAACUCUGGAAAGUCUCGACGAGCCAAAUACUUACCUGGAAGUAGCGCAAAAAAUACUUGCACAAGUGUUUCAAGGUUUUAUGUGCUACUACAAAUGUAUACCGUUCCCUUGGUACAGACGCUUCGCCGAUCAUCGAAUCUUCCCUCACGUAGGGGACCAACUAUUUUCACAGUUCACAAAAGACGCAUAUGCAAUGCGUGAACGAGAUGCGAGCAAGAAGAAUCAAGCUGAUUUCUUGAAUUACUUGCGGCAAUUGCAGGAAAAGAAAAAUCUCAGCCAUAGUGAGGUGAUAGGCUACCUGGCGACCGUGUUUGUGGAUGGUUAUGACACAGCGGCAACAGUUGCUUUUCACGCGCUCUUCUACUUAACCCAUCAUCCGGAGUAUCAGGAAAAAUUGCGUCAAGAAAUUCAAAGCAAUCUCGAAACUGAUGGUACUAUUAAUUACCAGGCUUUGUCGGUGCUACCCUAUUUGGAUCAGUGUGUGCAAGAAACCUUACGUAUGAUAAGUCCACUCACGUUUACUUCGCGCAUCUGCACAGAACCCACAGAACUGGUGUUGGACGAUGGACGCCGCUUGCCCAUACAGAAAGGUGAGGUGGUAACAAUACCAGUUUUCAGUUAUUUACACGACGCCGAAUACUUUCCAAAUCCGUUGGAAUACAAACCGGAGCGUUUCGAAAACGUCGAUAUCUCGGAACUGACGAAGAGAGGCACUUUUCUGCCAUUCGGUGAUGGGCCACGCAUUUGCUUGGGUCGACAUUUGGGCCUGUUGCAAGUGAAAACUGCUAUCGUCGAAAUACUCAAGAGCUAUCGUUUGAAAGUCUGCGACAAAACUCCACCGAUUGGGAGACUUGAAUCGCAAACGCUUAUUAUCGGAGUGGAUGGCGAUAUGUUAGUUGAAUAUGAGAGAUUAUAAAAAAAAAUUCCUGUUAUUUUCUAUUAUUUUUAAAAGAUAUCAAAAUAAAUACUUUUUCUAGGCAUCUCCAAGAA